Molecule: messenger RNA, 323 nt
Organism: Periconia digitata
Lineage: Eukaryota; Fungi; Ascomycota; Dothideomycetes; Pleosporales; Periconiaceae
Source: the annotation of a GenBank genome assembly
AUGCUCGAGGGAAUGAUUUAUCCGCACCGGGAGAAGAUGCGAUUCAGCACCAAGGACACGAGGGAUGGACGUUCAACUCCUUCAUGUGCGUGCAGAGGGGGGAAGCUUGUAUGUACAUGGUACGUAGACGUGCAUGCCCGUGCCCCGGAGCGCCGCUAGCAUCCAAGGAGGAUUGGUAAUAUCCCACCCCCCAUCCAUCCAUCCAUCCAUCCAUCCCACUCCCUCCUGAUUCCUGAAUCACCGCUCGCCACAGACGUGUUUUCUUUUCUUGUCCACGCGUUUCCAUGCCAUCCAUCUUCGCCCUCCACGUACCCCCUUGGCCU